AUGUCGAGAAUUUGGUCGAAGUUAACAGCCAUGGUCAGAAAUCGGACGUUUAUAGGAGCCGAUAAAGCCGGAAAUCAAUACUAUGUUCGUACUGAACAGAUAGACGGUAUCAUGAAGGAGAAACGAUGGGUAGAAUUCAAAGCCAAAGGGGAUGAUGAUCCGACUUCAAUUCCAGUUGAAUGGAUAUGUUGGCUGAAUGGGCAACGAAAGAUAGCUCCAACUCCAGAGGAGAUGGCUAUGCUGGAGGCAAGGCGCCAACGUGUUAAAGAAAAUGUUGCAUUGCUGAAGAAGGAAGAGGAAGAAAGGAAAGCUAGGGAAGGCAGUGGUCGUAAAAUAACAAGCAUGGGUAAAGGUGAUGGCCCAGACCUCAAAAGUUUCAUUCAGCAGUUGCCAGUUGACUCACAAGAUGAUAAAUCUUCCACACAAACGAGUACCAAGAAACAAAAGAAGGAAAUCCAUGAUCAAGCAAAACAAGAACGAGAGUCAGCGGAGCCAACAGGGUCAGGUGCGUCUUUUAGACCAGGCACGUGGCAACCUCCUACAUGAUUAUGGUUACUUGUUUCAAAAUUGGGACAUUUUAUGAGUUAUGAUGAGAUUGAUGUGCUAGUCAACUCUUGGAUCGUGAUCAUGUUUUGUAGACAUGUAAAUUUUGAUUUACCAUUAUGACCCAUGAGUAGUGUGGGGUAGGUCACGUUUCCCAAUAACUUGCUAAUGGAAUAUGUAUUAUGAGGUAUAUGAUUUAUUAUUUUAUGAAUAUUUGGGUGUUAUUUGCUUUUAACACGUUUAAAUGGCACCAAGAUGGUG
Molecule: messenger RNA, 804 nt
Organism: Lactuca virosa
Lineage: Eukaryota; Viridiplantae; Streptophyta; Magnoliopsida; Asterales; Asteraceae
Source: the annotation of a GenBank genome assembly